AAGGCUAUUUCUCUGUAUUAAUAACGGAGAUGUAUUAGGAGGAGAAGAUGGAAGAUCAUUAGUUCUCUCAGAUCUCUCUUGGCUUUUUGUUUAACAGCAGCAGCGCACUCAUGUCUUUGUUUCUCAUCAGCCGUAGUCUCCGCCUUGGAGUGAGAAGAUCCUCCUCCUCUGUUUCUCUUCUUCUCUCUAACGCCUUCUCAACUAAUUCCUUGCGGCAAACCCCUCCUUGUUCCAUCAUGGGCGUAAGUGCUAAUGAACACGGCGGUCUAGGAAGACUCGGAGUUGCCUAUGCUAAUCAUGAACCUCCCGUGACUGAACUGGACAAGAUGAUACCUUUGGAGUUGGUGUUUAAAGAAUAUGAUGAUGAAAAAACCCUAACGAUAGGGGCAUCUCAUGGGUGGGUAGCUACUCUCAAGGAGGAUGGAAUCCUGCGUCUACAAGAUGAUUUUAACCCUGUGGCAUCGGAUGCAAAUCCGAAACGUAUCCCUCUGCCUCCUCUUGUGACUCUUCCUCAUUGCCAAACCAAUAUCAUCACCAACGUGUCAAUGUCAUCAUCUCGUCCAGAGGAUGAUGAGGACUGUGUCGUGGCUGUCAAGUUCUUAGGGCCUCAGCUCAGCUUUUGCAAACCAGCUGGUGGUCAGAGUAAACCACCGGAGUGGACCAACAUUAAGAUCGAAAACCCUUGCUUCUUCUCCUCUCGUGUCAUGUAUUCCGAGAAAGACAACAUGUUUCGCAUUCCCGGAGCUGGAGGUCACCUCAUUGGGUCAUGGGACCCUUGCAAUCCCAGCGACGACCCCAAGCUGCACAAAGUAGUGUUCCAAAACCUUCCUAAGCAUCUUCGCAUGGCUACACGUCAGCUUAUGGAUUCGUGCUUCACGAGCGAGCACUUGGUUGAGUCAAGACCCACCGGUGAGACUUUCUUGGUUAAGCAGUACAAGAAGACAGCCAAGAACGAGGACGGUGUUUCCAUACUGAAAACAGAAUUUUUAUUGGUGCUCAAGCUAGACGAGGAAGGAAACGCUGUCUACACUCAAGACAUGGGAGAUCUCAACAUGUUCCUCUCAAUGUCUGAACCUUUCUGUGUCACUGCUUCUUCCUUUCCUGGCCAUGGCAUGUACGCUAACAAAAUUUACAUCUAUGAUUAUGAUGAUAUGGGAGUUGUGUGUCUUGAUAACAUCCCCUUCCAAUUCUAUAGUGUAAGUGGUCCACAUCGUGUCCCUUAUCAGAUUCCACCUCAAGAUAUCGAAAACUAGUUUUGUAGCUUUCAUUAUCUCUGUGAGAUUGUUAUAUGUAUUAAUUCUCUUUGGAGAAAUUUCUCCUAUACUACUCUCUGAGACAUAUAUUACUU
This is a messenger RNA of Raphanus sativus (radish), 1348 nucleotides long. RefSeq lists its product as uncharacterized. The coding region runs from base 111 to 1253 and encodes 380 amino acids. The transcript has a single exon. The record is from RefSeq and is a predicted model, not a curated record. Lineage: Eukaryota; Viridiplantae; Streptophyta; Magnoliopsida; Brassicales; Brassicaceae.